Messenger RNA from Drosophila rhopaloa, 578 nucleotides. Its product is annotated as protein NATD1. The coding region runs from base 89 to 520 and encodes 143 amino acids. The record is from RefSeq and is a predicted model, not a curated record. The transcript has a single exon. Lineage: Eukaryota; Metazoa; Arthropoda; Insecta; Diptera; Drosophilidae.
UUUUCAAAAGUCUAACCUGGUCUCUUCGAAAGUCGUCAAUACGAUGUACGAUUAUAUAUAUAUUCAGAAAUUACAACAAAAUUAAGAAAUGUUUUCCAAAUUACUUCCUGCUGUCUUUCUAUACACUGGCCGCCGAACGUAUUCGAUUUUCUCAAAAGUCUACUCUAUCCCCGCUAGUAACAAGACUCUCGCUCAUCACUGGCUAAAGGCUCCAAAGGUUUAUUCACAGGAAAGAUGUCUUGGAACGCACAUUGUUAUUCGGCACACUAGAGAAAGAUUCUUCAUCGACAUUGCCGGAGUUCGAGCGGAGCUACAGUAUUCCAUUAAAGAUGGUAUAAUGACAAUUCAAAGUACCAAAGUUCCGAAGGAGCUGGGGGGACAAGGCAUCGGAAAGCUGUUGGCGAAAGCGGCGCUGGAUUACGCAUUGUUAAAUGGUCAAUUCAUAGUAAUUAAGUGCAAAUUUGUCCAGCACUAUAUUGACAAAUAUGAACCACAAUACGCGAAGUACAUAUUGUCCUAAAAAAACACAUAUUUCAACAUUGUCAAAAUUUUUAAAUUAAAGAGAAAAUAUUAGAUAA